This is a messenger RNA of Saccharomycopsis crataegensis, 1299 nucleotides long. It is a transcript of the gene DPH1, whose product is annotated as 2-(3-amino-3-carboxypropyl)histidine synthase. The coding region runs from base 1 to 1299 and encodes 432 amino acids. Gene Ontology annotation, molecular function: 2-(3-amino-3-carboxypropyl)histidine synthase activity. Lineage: Eukaryota; Fungi; Ascomycota; Saccharomycetes; Ascoideales; Saccharomycopsidaceae. The transcript has a single exon. Gene Ontology annotation, biological process: protein histidyl modification to diphthamide. The record is from RefSeq and is a predicted model, not a curated record.
AUGACCAACGAAGAUUCUGCUCCUGUUGGAAAUACCCAACCAUCAUCAGAUCAUCAACAAGCCGCUGCCAAACCAAGAAGACGGUUUGUGGGAGCCAAAAAGAUCAGCGCAAAAGGUGAUGAUAGAUCGCUUGUGAAAAAGGGCAAUAAGGCCAGAAGUUUCAAUAGAUUAGUUACCCAUAUUCCACAAGAUAUUCUCGAAGAUAAAGAACUCAACGAAGCCAUCAAGCUCCUUCCUUCUAAUUAUAACUUUGAAAUCCACAAAACAGUAUGGAACAUUCGUAAAAACCACUCGAAAAAAGUGGCUAUCCAAAUGCCCGAAGGGCUUCUUGUGUAUUCAUUAGUGAUUUCGGAUAUUCUUCAAAAUUUUUGUGAUGUCGAGGUUAUUGUCAUGGGAGAUGUCAGUUACGGGGCCUGUUGUAUUGACGAUUAUACUGCCCGUUCGUUGGACUGUGAUUUCAUUGUUCAUUAUGCCCAUUCAUGUCUUGUACCAAUUGACGUGACAAGUAUCAAGAUCUUAUACGUGUUUGUCACCAUCGAUAUUGAUAUCAAUCAUUUAUACAAUACUUUACAGAAAAAUUUCGAUGAAGGGUGCAAAAUUGCCAUGUUUGGAACCAUUCAGUUCAACCCAACGAUCCAUCAACUUAAGGCGCGUUUUGAAAGCCAGACAGAUCCUAACCUCAAAAAAAUGUUUAUUAUUCCUCCACAAAUAAUGCCACUAUCUAAAGGGGAAGUUUUGGGAUGCACUUCGACCAAAUUGAAUAAAGACGAUAUUGAUUUCAUGGUGUAUGUUGGUGAUGGAAGAUUCCACCUUGAAAGUGCGAUGAUCCAUAAUCCCGAUAUUAAUGCCUACAGAUACGACCCAUACUCUCGGAAAUUCACCCAUGAGUAUUACGACACGAAACAGCUAGUGGAAGUGAGAUCGUCUGCGGUUGCUCACGCGUCAAAAGCCCAAAAGUUUGGACUUAUCCUUGGAGGGUUGGGACGUCAAGGAAGUAACCGGACGGUAGACAAUUUGGAACGAGAACUUAUUAAGAAUGGUAAAGUGGUGGUGAAGAUCAUUCUUUCGGAAAUCUUCCCGUUCAAAUUAGCGAUGUUUGAUGAUAUUGAUUGUUUUGUUCAGGUGGCGUGUCCGAGAUUAUCAAUUGACUGGGGGUAUGCUUUCAAUAAACCGUUGUUGACCCCGUAUGAGACCAUGGUGUUAUUCAAGCAGGAUAAACCAUUUGAUGAGAACUUUUAUCCUAUGGAUUAUUAUGCUAAGGAUGGGUAUGGUAGAGGGUCGGUGCCUGCGAGAUCUUGA